UAGUAACAAUCAGUGUGACAUUGCUGAGUGCCGCGUGCACUGCCAACAGGGAAAAUACCCAAGUUCCUUCGGUUAUCGGUGCCUCGACUUUGUAGAAACCCUGUCCGCCUAACGCACGCUCUUCUCCGUGGACUCCUUUAAACAAAAAAACACUUGGGCCGACUGCCAACGAACUUUGCUCCUUCACCAACAAAUCCACGCACACACAGGAAUCUGCAGCGGAAAUCUGAACGGAAUACUUGCUGAACCAAGCCCAGGUGAGUGCUUACUAGGACCUAAGGGCCAGCUCGGACCGCAAGUGCACUUCCUCGAGCCGAGGACCCCAGCCCAGCCAGCAGGCGCCACGCCCCCCGAGCGACAGCCCAAAGAUGGCGGCCUUCAUAGCCAAGCAAAUGGUUGGAAACCAAUUAAGCGCCGUUAAAGAUGCUGCAGGCGGAGGAGAUGGAGGCGAUGAUGGCGACGACAAGGAAAAGGCAGAGGAGGAGGAGAGGGAGCGUCAGGAGGCCAUUAAGGAGGCCGAAGACCGGCGCAAGGAGAAGCACCGGAAAAUGGAGGAGGAGCGCGAGAAGAUGAGGCAGGACAUUCGCGAUAAGUACAACAUCAAGAAGAAGGAGGAAAUCGUGGAGGCGGCGCCCCAGGAAGAGCCCAAUCCCCUCAUGCGGAAAAAGAAGACGCCCGAGGAACUCGCCGCCGAGGCGGAGCAGGAAGAGCUCGACGAUUUUACAAAACUGAAAAAUCAAAUAGAAACGCAAGUAAAUGAGCUAAAAACUCAAAUAGAGGGAAAAUGUGUCAUGCAGUGAUAUGUCAGUCAUCAUAAUAUAAAAGCAAAUAAAAUAAAAGUAAUGAAAAAUACAAAUAAUACCGAUAACAUGUAACCCAUAAAAAGAAAUUGAUUUAACUCGACUUGAAAUUGGAUUUGUUAAUAUGAGAUCUGUUAAGUUAUAUUGGACAGCAUAACCAACUAAAAACCCUAAAAAGCUAGAGCCUAAAAUAACUGUAACCCGGCAACAACGUAAAGCCUGUUAAAAGCUAAAUCCCAAAAUCGAAGACAGCUAUAUUCCGAAACGAAGCAGAUAUGCGAAAUCAAAAUGCGAACAGGACGGUGAACUCCUAAAGAAUUUUAAAGUAGCUAAAACAUAAACAAAAUUAUUUAAAGCCCAACAACUAUAGUGAAAGCCUUUAAUAAUAUUCAAAUCACUUUGCUUCGAUAAAUAUGUAUUAUACUCAAACCCAAUAUACAGUACAUAAUCGUUGUUUAGUUGAUAACAUACAAUGAAAUAAUGAGCUAACGAAUAUUUCGGGUCGGCACGAUGACGUUUGAACCUAAAUAGAGCCGAGUAAAAAAUAACAGAAAAAUAUAAAAACCAAACGAAAAAUUAACCAAAAAAAAUAAACAAAAACAAAAUUAAGCGAAUGGUGCGACAGAGGAGGCUGCCAAAUCAUGUCGAACCGUCGAAGUAUGUUGCUGAAAUCACUUUGGACCUUAAAUCCAUCUACUUAUAUAUUAGUAUGAGUAAAGAAAGAUAUGAAUUAAAUCGGCGAGUUUGUUGAAAUUAUCAUUCAAGUAUAUAUGCAUCCGUUAUGUAUAUAUGUAAAAUUUCAUGAAUUUAAUCACCAGUUAACUAAUAUACUUGCAAACGAAUUGACUGCAGAUACGUUGAAAUUAUUGCUGAUUCUCUGAAUUCUUUGUUGAAUAACAAAAAAUAAUUGAAAUAAAAGAAAAAGUUUCAGUCAGUUUGUUUUUGAAAGUUCGAGAAAAACAUCUUUAACAGCUGUUACAUUUUGUUUCUUUCCUAUACAAACAACAUACCUACACUACAAUUGAGAUUAUCAAACUCUUUGAGAUAGUAAACGAUCUCUCUGAUUGAUGCUUCUGAAAUACAUGUACUCUCGGUGUUUUAUAAAUAUCAUCAACAACAACCAGAACAACAGCACAAGAAAACGCCUACAGCCAGUACAAGAACAACAUCAACAACAACAACAUCAACUACAUCUACAGAAGUAUCUAAAUAUGUAUUAUAAGAGAUGAACCUUACUAAACUAUAGCAAACAAUAGAAGCUAUCGACUAGCUACAUAAACAACAGAUCAUCGCAAUUUGCUAGCUGACAUUUCCUACCAUGUUUCUCUGAACGUUGUGAAUUAAUCUAUGCCAGUGCAUAACCACGCUCAUAUAUACAUACAUGAUCACUAGUCACAUACAUUUAAAUGGCUAUAUGGUGUUGUAAAUGCUUAAAAUUAUGUACAGAUCAAAUAAACUCCAACGAAGUGUAUGUACUUACUACAACUUGUAUUGGCAGUUGCAUAAAACAAAAUAGGAAAACUUAUUUGUAUCCACAUGCAACAGCUGAUAACAUCCAAAUAGGUACAAAAAUCUUUUCAACUCAAGGCUAAUAGUCAGUUCAAGCUUUGCCCAACCGUUCUUCGAACCGAUUCUAAAUUUCUUUUACACAUAUCGGCAAGACAGCAAUUAAGUAAAAAGGCUCAACGCCCCUCUCUGUCAACCUAAUAAAGCAAUCCUCUAGUGCCCCUCGCUCCAUACAAAGUUAGGAACGAUCAAACUGACGAAUGAAUGCCUUAACGUGGCUCAGAUGACUAGACCAUGAGAGUAGCGAUUAGUUGAUGAUGAAAAGGUGAUUCUACCCUAAGCAAAGGUACUUGCAAUCCCUAGCUUUGUUUCCCCUAUCGCACCUAUCCUUUUACUAAAUCGGAAUCCCAGAUAUCUUAGCUAUGAUCUUUUCAAACUCGAAACUAAAAAUCUACAAAAUAAUGGCUUUCUAAAUACUUAUAGAAAAUGUUUACCUAGAUUCUACUAUAGCUAUUACGUUUUCUCUCAGAUACUUAUAUGAAGUUGAAGUUGAAGGUCACUUUAAUUGUUUAACAUAUUAAAUAAACAUGAAUAAAGAAAACCAACACAGCUAAUUGAAAAAUAUUAUUCAAUCAUAACCAAGUUUUUAACGUAAUCAUAAAUGUUUGAAAUGUUAAAUGGUUCAGCCGGUUUUGUUUUAUUUCUAAUUUGUUAAUAUUAUGUUACCGUUAAUAUUACAGUAAUGAAAAUGUAAUUAUAUGUAUAUCAGAAAGUUCACGAAACCACGGAUAAUAAAAAACAUUAUUAUCUAUGUAUAUGUGUAACUUAAUAGGGAAAUGAAUUUAAUAGAGAAACAACAGACAAAAAUUAUAUAUGAUAAUGUUGAAAAGAAUACCAUUCAAGUCAUUAUUAGAUGUGAAAGACGUUCUAUACACAACAAAGAAAUAAACGAAACAGAAAGAAAACCAAAAAACUUAAGAAAAUCGUUAAUAGUUGAUUAAUUAUAUUGUUACUUUGAACAUUUAAUUAAAACAAACAAAGAAGGUAUAAUAAAAGAUAUAUAUGUAUAAAUAUAUAUGAGAAAACACAA
This is a messenger RNA of Drosophila ficusphila, 3396 nucleotides long. RefSeq names its product complexin (gene cpx). NCBI's taxonomy places the organism in Eukaryota, Metazoa, Arthropoda, Insecta, Diptera, Drosophilidae. Gene Ontology annotation, biological process: synaptic vesicle exocytosis; neurotransmitter transport; regulation of neurotransmitter secretion. Gene Ontology annotation, cellular component: terminal bouton; SNARE complex. The record is from RefSeq and is a predicted model, not a curated record. The coding region runs from base 369 to 800 and encodes 143 amino acids. The transcript is spliced from 8 exons. Gene Ontology annotation, molecular function: syntaxin binding.